Molecule: messenger RNA, 3127 nt
Organism: Galleria mellonella (greater wax moth)
Lineage: Eukaryota; Metazoa; Arthropoda; Insecta; Lepidoptera; Pyralidae
Gene: pio
Exons: 10
Coding region: 390-1661 (423 amino acids)
Source: RefSeq, a predicted model, not a curated record
CACGCGCAACCAGUCAGUACCCCGUCCGAGCACCGAACGCGCGGCCGCCAUGCGAGAAAAAACGAAUAAAAACGAAAACGAUAUUCCAAAUUCAAAUUAAACACUAACGUUCCAAAACUUGUAAAUAUUUGUCCUGCGCCGCGUGACUGAUUGAGUUUUUUUUUUUAUAAAUAAUAAUUUAAAAUUUGAUUUUCGAAAAGCAUAUGGCCAGUCCAAGGAUGUGAACUUUUUUUAAUUUAUUUGUACAAAGGAAUGUGGUUUUAAUGUGUAUGCACCGAAGUACUAGUGUUGUGUGGUUUGUUUGUUAUAUUUAAUGUCCGCGGAGGUGUCAACCUUUGCGAACUGUCAUUAUUGGAUUUAAAAAUAAGGAACUUAAUUAAGACUGAACGAUGUGGAGCGUGUUGUUGUUGGUGGCGCUAGUAGCGACUGCGCGUUCUAAACAAAUACCGCACACACAUGAUAUAUCAACAACAACAGUAGCCACAGCGACCGAGGUGGACACAACGACAUGGCCGGGCGCGCUGGCGCCACUGGACACGCUGACGGUCGCGUGCGAGCGGGACAGCAUGCACGUCACCGUCUCGCUCGCACACACGCGCGCCCCACACUCUGACAGUAUAUACGAGACAUUCAACGGCAUAGUGUACCCAGCUGGCCUGGGCAGCAACUCAUCGUGUCUGCGGGAGUACGUGUCCGCGAGGGGCGACCUGCAGUACACCUUGCCACUGAAAGGAUGUAACACCAUGUCCACCGAUAAUGAUGACGGUACAGUGGAGUACUUCAACAAUAUCAUAGUGCAGCCCCACCUGAAGCUGGUGACCGGGCAGGGGCGGGGGUACCACGUCCGCUGCCGGUACAGGCGCCGCGAUCUCACGCACUUCCACGUCUACCACCAUCGGCCAAGAGCAGACCGGCUCAGUAACUCGCUGUCUGAUAUUGAUGACAACAGUGAUGAAUACGAUGAGGACUCAGGGCUGCUACCGUCGGUCACCAUGAAAAUAUAUAAAGGAGACCCAAAAGAUAAAGAAGUAGCGUCCACGGUGCGUAUUGGUGAUACCCUGACCCUCGUAGUGUCCCUGGAGAAGCAGCGUCAGUUCGGGCUGCUGGUAUCCGAGUGCGCAGUGAAGGACGGCCUGGGCUGGGCGGAGCAGAGCCUCAUCGCUGAUGACGGGUGCCCAUUAGAUGGUGAGAUAAUGGGCAUGUUCCAGUACUCAGGUGACAAGCAGGAGGCAAGCGUGUCGUUCCCGGCUCACAAGUUCCCGUACACCGCCAGCGUGUACUACACGUGCGAAGUGAAGUUGUGCGACCUGAAGCACCCCACUGAUUGUGAGCCGUGUGCCCAAAAGAACAACAGAGUGCGUCGUCAAUCAGACGAGGGCUCGCCAGCCACGGUGGAGGUAUUCUCCGGCCUGUACGUCAACGAAGCAGACUCGCCCGACAACGAUGAAGUCACUAGCGAAAAGAAAGAAGACGAAAUCUGCAUAUCGCAACGGAACUUCGCCAUCGCGAUAUGUGUAGCGGGCGUCAUAUUAAUGAUAUGCGUGAUCGCCGCCAUCGCCUUCAUACUGGCCCGACGGCGGAACCCGAAGACGUACUCGCGUACCGGAAGCUCUUUGUACAGCGGACCCUACACCAACACUGGAUAUUCACAUACUAGUUAAAAACAAAACAUCGAAAUUACCAGUCAUUUACUCUGAAUAGUUGUCAGCGGUUGGGAGUAAAAUGUGCCCUGGCCCUCGGACUAGAAUUUUAUAUUGUGAGAAAAUGUGAUUCGAAUAAAGAAUUUAAUGUUUUUUUAAUUAAAAAUAGGCAAUAAUUUUCUGCCAAUUGCCAGUGAUAAUUUAAUAAUAUUUCACAGGUCACGCUAAUAAGUGUGUUUUAUACUGCCAUAUAGUCCAGUGGUGUAGUCCAUUAAGGUUAGUUUCAAAAAGAAUUUAAUGUCAUAUAGUAAGUAUGUAAAAAGACAUAUUUGCAUUUAUGAGUUAUGAACGAAUAAUUCGAAUUUGGAAUUCCUUUUCUGACAUUUCAAAUAUGGCGUGCCUUUGAAUUUUAGGAUUACAGAAACAACCGCUUAAUAAAAAAAAUAGUUUUUGGCAAUGUACCUAGCUGCGUAUUAAUGCAAUAUUAUAUUAAAUUUUACAUUUUAAUCCAGUUAUUAAUAUAAAAUGUUGUGUUCACAGCACAACGAUCAGUCAAAUUUAGUUAAGAACACUAGUUUUACCAAUAUAUUUAAGAUUGUGAGCAAAUUAGGUACUUGAAAAUAUAUUUAUAUUUUUUUUUUGUGAUAAUUCGUCCAUUAUACCCCCGUAUCCAUCUGACUAGUGAGUUUUCUUGUUUUUUUUCUUAUGAAAUAAGUAUUUUUACGAAAAGGUUGCCUUGCAUUACGUAAUAGAUUAAUAAUAAUGUGAUCAAUAUAUAUAUUUAUGAGGAAUAUGGAGUUAUUUUUUAGUAUGGGUUUGCUAGAGCUCUGAAACUGUUCUUAAAUUAUUUACCAACUUUAUAAGAAUGCUUAUUUGUAUUACGAUUUUUUUUUUGUAUAAACAGUUUCACUGACAAUUCUUUAAACGGUGGCGGGCCAUAUUUUUUUUUCCUCUAUUCUUGCUGUUUUUUUUUUUUAUUUUAGAUCAAUAUCUAUAUUAACAAUUCAGACGACGUACAAAUAUGAAGAAAUAGCUGUAAGAAUAAAAUGUAUGACAUUUUUUUUACCAUAUUUUAUAAAACAAAUGUAAUGUACGUAUGCACUUAUAUGUUGACGUAAGAUUUUUUUUUUUAUUGUAAAAAAGCAGCCAUCGUACGAAUUUCUUUUUUUUUAUAAUUGAACGUAUCAUAGAUGCCAUAUUUUUUAAGUUAUUUAAGGCUAAGGUAUUCCACGGCGAAUGCCGUAUCCGUCCUGUCGGUGCUAUUUUUCGGGCUUAUAUUUUAAGUUGCUUGUUUCACUUGUAAUCCUAUAUGUAACAACGAAUUAGUUCCGAUAUGUGUUUCAUAAUUAUCCCAUUGUUAUAUUUUUUUAUUUCGUAUACUAAUGUACUAGUUUCUUUUUUAAUACAAUGGGGUUCUGGAACGAUAUCGGCGGUGUAAGUGAUCGUGUACGAAUUUUUUUUAACAAAUAUACUGACUUCAUAUAAUU